This is a messenger RNA of Gongylonema pulchrum, 261 nucleotides long. The record is from the annotation of a GenBank genome assembly. NCBI's taxonomy places the organism in Eukaryota, Metazoa, Nematoda, Chromadorea, Rhabditida, Gongylonematidae.
GUGAUAACGCUGCUGAAAUGGCUACGAGCACGUUUUCCGAUCAGGAAUCGAAAGAAAGAACGAAAAUCUGGUGAAAAGAAAACGAUGAAAGGUAAACGGAAUCGAACGGAGGAACAGAAAUCAGCUUCCAGUAAAGAAAAAUCUCUAGGUGGCGUCGACGUGGAAAUAACGGAUGACAGAUUUGCGGAUGCUGAUGAUUUGGAUUGGGAAGAGGAUGGCUCUGAUUCCGAAGUAAGAGAUAUGGUAAGGUCAAAAAAUUAG